Messenger RNA from Podarcis muralis (Common wall lizard), 1739 nucleotides. It is a transcript of the gene POGLUT3, whose product is annotated as protein O-glucosyltransferase 3. Gene Ontology annotation, cellular component: endomembrane system. NCBI's taxonomy places the organism in Eukaryota, Metazoa, Chordata, Lepidosauria, Squamata, Lacertidae. Gene Ontology annotation, molecular function: glucosyltransferase activity; protein binding. The record is from RefSeq and is a predicted model, not a curated record.
CAGCAUAGUUUGCAAAAACUUCGUAGGGGAACCAGGAGGGGCGUCGGAGUGGACCUUCCCCUCCCCAGCUUAGGCCCAGGCAAUGCUGCCCAGGGGCGCGCGGGGCUGUUUGCAACCCGCGCUGCUGCUCGGGGCUGCCGUCUUGUGGGCUUCCCGGCAGAGCUUCUCGGAAGCGGCUGCUGCGGAGCCUCCGCCGGCGGUGAGCGCGGAAAGGAGCCUGGUUUGGGGGCCCGGCUUGCGGGCCGAGGCCACCCUCCCCGUCCGGUAUUUCUGGCUGCAGGCGGUCGGCAGCGACGGGCGCAACUUCACGCGCUCCCCGCCAGGAAAUGCACAAUUUGAAGUGAAAAUCAAACCCAUCUCCCCCAAAGAAGUCGUUCAGAUCCAUGUCCCUAAGUUUGUGGACAGGAACGAUGACUCCUUUCUCAUGCGAUAUCGGUUGUAUGGAAGUGUCAAGGAAGGCUUAAAGGUGGAGAUUCUUUAUGGUGGUGCACAUGUCGCUGAAUCUCCCUAUAUCCUGAAGGGUCCAGUUUAUCAUGAAUAUUGCGAAUGCCCAGAAGAAGAUGCUCAGAUUUGGGAGAAAAGUCUUUCAUGUCCUUCAGAGCACCCUCAGAUUACCGAAGAUUUCGCUGUGUUUCCUAGCAUUGAUCUUCAGCGGAUGUUUGAUGAGGUUCCACCAAGGUUUGCCCAAAAGAUGGGAGCCAUUGUUCAUUAUACUGUCAUCGGCAAUCGCAUCUAUCGCCGGUCCUUGGGGAAGUAUACAGACUUCAAAAUGUUCUCGGAUGAAAUGUUGUUGUCACUGGCGAGGAAGGUUCACCUUCCUGAUGUGGAGUUUUAUCUCAAUGUUGCGGAUUGGCCUGCUGAGCAUCGGAAAGCAAACGACACCCCUGGCCCCCUGCCUAUCCUUUCCUGGUGUGGGUCUCUGGAUUCAGCAGACCUGGUACUUCCAACCUACGAUGUCACCCAUUCAACCCUAGAAACUCUGCGAGGCGUCACAAAUGACCUCCUGUCUAUUCAAGGAAACACAGGACCUGCCUGGGACAACAAAACGGAACAAGGCUUCUUCAGAGGUCGAGACAGCCGGGAAGAACGGCUUCAGCUGGUGCAGCUCUCCAAGGAAAACCCAGAACUGCUGGAUGCUGGAAUAACAGGUUACUUCUUCUUCCGAGAAAAGGAGGCGGAGUUGGGGAAGGCUCCAUUGAUGGGGUUCUUUGACUUCUUCAAGGAAAAUGAUGAAGAAGUCAGAAAAAUUGCCAAGGAAGGGCAGGCAGCUGCAAGAGAACUACUGCAGCCUCAUCGGUUUUAUUGCUACUAUUUCAAGGUGUUCCAGAAAUAUGCUGAACGCCAAGCUGGUAGACCUGAAAUACGGGAUGGGAUGGAAUUUGUACCUCAGCCUGAUGACAGGACUUCAGUCUGCAGCUGCCACAGGAAAAAGCCUUCAAAGGAAGAGUUAUAAGUAACCCUGCCAAAUGAGAUCAAAUAUAUAGCCUGUUGCAAGAAUGAGGCAGGACCUAAAAUAAUAUUAAACACUGUGGAAUCUGGAACUAGCUUGUACAUGGAGACAUAUUUACAAUUCAGUCCUACAGCGUCUGUUCAGAAGUAAGCACCAUUCAGUUUGAUGGGGCUUGCUUUUCGCUAAGUGUGUGCUGGAGUGUUGUCUUCCUUUGCUCUGUUUCCUCUACAAGUUGCCAUGUGUGCCUUUAAAAAAUCUGAACAGAGAAUAUAUAAUGGUGAGGAAAGUU